Messenger RNA from Coregonus sp. 'balchen', 11336 nucleotides. NCBI's taxonomy places the organism in Eukaryota, Metazoa, Chordata, Actinopteri, Salmoniformes, Salmonidae. The record is from the annotation of a GenBank genome assembly.
GCAGGAACACUGGAAUCCAAGGUCCAGUCGGAGAUCUCAUCACAAGGGGGAGGUAAUGGUCACGGGGGCACCCGGGGCUCCCCCCAUGGAGUCAUUGUGACUGGAGACAGAGGAGAAGGUGGGGGAGGUGGAGGAGGAGGCGUGGGUUACCAGUAUCCUUACACCACCCUCUGCAAACCUCCUCCAGAUGCCAACAUGGUGGACUGGGCCAGUAAGAACCUGAACCAGCACACUCAGGGCCUGUUCCGCCGCCGUGUAUCCAUCGCCAACAUGCUCUCCUGGAACAGAGGCUCCAUUAAGAAGCCCAUGCUGAUCACCAGCGACCGUGCCGUCAAGAAGGAGGCCUGUGAGAUGUUCAAACUGGUCCAGGCCUACAUGGGGGACCGUCCGGCCCGGCUGGAGCGCCGUCACGCUGCCCUGCUGGUGGUCACUAAGUGCUGGGGCAUGCAGGGCCUGAGGGACGAGUUGUACAUCCAGCUGGUCAGACAGACCACUGACAACCUGAGCCUGAGAAGCCUGGAGGCCGGCUGGGAACUCAUGGCCAUCAGCCUGGCCUUCUUCUCCCCCUCGCCCAAGUUCAGACGCUACCUGGAGGGUUACAUCCAGAGACACCUGGAGCCCUCCAACGACAAGAAGAGUGAGUGGCAACUCUGCUUCUAUUGAUAAAAUGCUUUUUUUUCUGUUUAUAUAAAUCUAUGAAUGUUUUUCUGUGUUUACCAUGGGUUGUGGGUGGUGAAGGUUGUUGUUUCCUGUAGCUGGUGGUUUUGGUGUUUUGGGGGUAAAUACGAUUUGUUUGAUUAGACUAGGGUGCAUCCAGAGGUGUGUUUAUGUUUCCGGUAUUCCCGUGUGGUCAAAAACAGCCAGUUGAUAUUGGUUUUCCAGCUAUUAUUAUCUGGGAUUCAGGCCAAAUCAAACAGGAUGCAGCACUGGAAAAGUGAGAAAAAGGAGGGGGAGUAAGGUCAAAGUUGAGAGAGCCCAGCACAAAACACCAUCAUCUGUUUUUCAGAUCUAGACACUAAGAAGAGUUAUUGCGAUAAAUCUUUAAUCAAAGAACGUUUUCACUUGCUGUCUUCUUCGCCACUUACAGUCAUGCAGCACAUUAUGGAACAACAGGACAUGAAGAACAAGAAGAACUCAAAGUCCCGGAAGAAGAGGAAACAGAACAAUGAGGAGGAAGAAGAGGAGGGUGAGUUUCACUACGGCAAUUCAUUCUCAAAAUUGAGAGGGAGGAUUAACCCCACAGUGUCACCCUCUUAGACCCGACACACUCACAGAAGAGAUGAACGAUGUCUCUUUCUAUAUGAGAUUGAUCAUUGAAGGUAAUGCACACAUUUGCAUCAGCACUACACUCUUUAAAUGAGAGUAGCAGAACCACACAAAGGAGCCUUGAGAUCCAAGAGCCAGGGUAUCCUGUUUCCCUCUAUGCUGUAUCUCUGUGGCCCAGCUGAGCAGGUUGGCACACACACUGCCAGUCAGGGAUUAGCAGGCAGAUAGCCAUGUUAUAUGGGGUGAUCCUUCCUGGCCCUGUCUCCUCCUAACCCUCUGGCCUAAAGAACAUUAGUGAUGCUGUCUAGGCCAUGGUUGAGGGUAGCUCUCUUUAGAGCAAGAGGAGACACCACCUACCUAUAGAAAAUACUAAAUGUCCUCACAUAUAGCAGAAGUAUAAGUAAACAGUAGCUGUUUGUUACAAAGUAGCUGUUGGGUGAGUGUGCUUCCUACCACAAACCACUGCUACUUUCAUUGUGCCCAUGUAAUUGCUCUACAGCUAGGGGCAUGCUCAGGAUGGUCAGUCAGUGACAUUCUCUGACUCACUCCAGCUCUCUGUGUGUCAUGCCAUUCGAGGCCGUUUGAUUCUGCGGAUUCAUUUGACCAAUCAGAUGGCUCCUCACAGCUGCGUCCCAGCAUCCUGGCUGGUCUCAUGAUGCAGCAUUCUGCCCCGAGGCCAAACACAUCGCGUCUCCCACACCAAGACCCAGCCUCAGACACCAGACCACAUCAUACAGUCAUCCCCAGCACUGCUACCAGCUGUACUAGUACUGUGACAGAGAGAGUCGACUCACUGCACUACCUCAUUAAAGAGACUAUAGAGCAUGGGAGAGGUGAGGAGAAUUGAGAUUGUUGUUGACUCACUCCCUGCACUGCAGUAGAAACCAGUUAGUCAUAUUCUACAUCCGCUUUGAAGUGUUUGCAUCGAGGACAUAGGACCUACUGUCUGUGGGAGACUGUUUGUUUGUACUGGAGCGUUGGGCGAUCCACACUCUUUUAUAGAUAUGGGGCACUGGACAGAUGAUCCAGCUUCAUGUGAUCCAGACCCCAGUCUACGACAGAGGCCCCAUGAUAUGGCUCGAGUCCAGGUAGGGAUGAAGGGGGGAGGGGUUUGAUGGGGAUGGUCGUUGGAAUGUCUUGAAGGGAGGGAGGGGGCAUCUUUAUGGGCCUCACCAGCUGCCUCUCUGGGCCCAGGCUGCUGAGUGGGCAUUGUUCUGGGCAGCAGUUUGGGCCCUUAGGUCCAGCUCUUCAUCAAAACAAGAGAAAGAGAGCGUAGAAGGUUUGUUUAGGUAGUGCCCGACCUCUCUGUGGUAUGUUUAAGAGCGUGUGGCUGACAAUGGGGCUGGACCAAAGGCCUCAGACAGGCUGGGGAGGCCUGGGCAGCCAGGCAUUGCGGUGGCAGCAGUGGGCUGUCCUGGGAAAGAAACAGUGGGUCAGCCCAGUUAAGCUCCCAGUAAAAGGGGAGCGUGGGCCAUAGGAGUGGGGUGGCUGGGGCCUCUUCUCCUCUCUGUGGAGGAUUAAAGGUUGGCCGUUACACCACCACCUAUUUGUAUGCAAAUACUCUCUUUAUGUUUUCUCUAUCUUUUUUUCUCUGGCCCUGGCUGUCCCUGUUUAGCGUUGGAUCGGUGGAUCCCAUUGGACACUAAGCUGAGGCUCAGGCCACAGACACAAAAACAAACAGGCUGCUAGUGGAGAGUAAUGAAGAGACCAUUGCUCUUUUAUGUCACCUGCUUUAUAGAUGCCCCCCAUCCCCCACAUCUAUUUCUCCCUUUGUCUUUUAAGCAUACAAACAUUCACAUUCAUGGACACAGAUUCAUACACACACAUCCAUGUAGCCCCCGCUCUCUCUGUCUUCUUGUUGUACUAUACAGGAAUUACGCCCCCAGGUGGUGUAAAGCCAACACAGGACAUUCUCUUUUAGAACUAUGGGUCUUAACAGUGGUGUUCAUACCAGCUAGCCCUCUACCCUGCCUGGGUUAUCUGCCUCAGUAAUAUCACCUGACACAGAGGGGAAAUCAGUCCACCGCUCCCACAUGCUUGUCAUUCCAACACUAACACAAGACAGGAGAAGGACGGAAUGCUCAGGAAGAAGGAGAAAGGAUGAGGAGUAUGCCACAGCAACAAUCAGAGGAAAGGAAAAUACAUUUAAGAUUGGAAGGGGCAGAGGAGAGAAGUGAGGAGAGAACCCACUGGGCAAAAACUGGUUGAAUCAAAGUUGUUUCCACGUCAUUUCAACAAAAAAAUUCAGUGUGAUGACGUUGAAUCAAUAUGGAAAAUGUAUUGGAUUUGCAAGUCAUCAUCAAUGUAAGGGAAUUUUGUCUUUUUUUCACCCAACUAUUUGCCUAAAUCCAAUGAGAGGGUGCAUUUUUUUGUUGAUUUCACGCUGAAUUCACGUUAGCUGACAACUCAACCAAAUGUCAAUCAAAACUGUGCCCAGUGGGAAGUGAAUAAAAGAGGAUGAGAGGAGAAGAGAAGACGAGGGAUCUGAAGAGAAUAAUGUAGGGAAGAAUGAAAGGAACAGAGAUUGUAGCAGGUGUGCCCAGCAGCAGUGGUCCUGAGCCAGAGCCAUGGCAGUCCUCAGCAGCACAGGGCCUUGUGAAACAACUGCCCUGCCUCUUAAAUGUGUUUUUACAGACAGAUAAAAGAGAACUUCUCUUAAAACAACUCCUAUACAACUUUCCUCUUCUCAUUUUCUGUUACAAAGCACUCCAUGCACUAUGUUUGAACAUCUUGACAACACUGUAAACAUCUUGACGACACGGCUAGAAGAGGAGAAGUUAAAGGGUUUGUUCUGGACUGAGGUCAUCAGGUUUGUCCUGUCUGACCCGUCACCUCUCUGACUAUCCCUGUUGAGGCCUGCUUGGCCAUGUGCCCUCACAGCUGUGCUCUGAGGUGAAUGACCCAGUAGUAUGAACUCUGGUGUCUGCUCUUCUAAAACGAUACAGUGCUAUAGUAACAGUAGGGCCUGGUCGGGCUGAUGAAGGUUCGCCCUGGGUCAUAGUAUACCCAUUUCUCCCCCUCUCCCAAUUUGAGUCCCCGAACCUUUCCCCUUUCUUUUUCCAUGAGGACCCUAUGAUAUAUUUGCACCCCUCUCUCUUUGUUGUUUCAUGGAGCCGUGAUUUAAUUACUUUUCCUCAGCAUUGAAAUCCAUCUCAUUUCCGUCUUGGGUGAGGAGAAAGAACAAAGUCCCCCCCUCUGCCUCCUGAAAUCAACACCAUGUCAGUUCUGUGUGAUUUUUACAUUUACAUUUUAGUCAUUUAGCAGACGCUCUUAUCCAGAGCGACUUACAGUUAGUGAAUACAUAUAUAUAUAUUUGUGUCUUUUUUUUUUUUUUUUUUUUUUUUUUCUGCUGAUUCAUUCGAUUUAUGAUAGAAGACAAUAAUCACAAAACCUUUUUGAAGCGUCAUGUUCUCGUGGUCUCUCAAAACACAUCUCAGCUACCGUCAGCCAAAACUGCUGCGGCUGUUUUGUUGCAGAGGACAUGCUUUCACCUGUUUGCCAUAAAUAUGUGUCAUGUGAAUGUUUCAAUACCAGGGUCUGCAGCCAAGAUGGAUUUUGGUUCUCACAGUUAGGACAAAAUGUUUAGGCCAAUGCCUCAGUCGCUCAUUCUAUGCAGCCUUAAUAUUGUUAUAUGGGUCUGAUAUACAAUAGUAGUAUUUACAGUAAAGAAAAUAGAAGCAAUUGAUGAACAAGUAAAAAUGCAGUUUCAAUAAUUAUAGUAGCAAUAGUGCAUUAAUAACAGCAGCAGUGAUAACUGUAAUAGUAAUACUUAGCACUAGUAAUAGUUAAGCGUUCAGUGUUUGAUGUUUUGGUGGCUUUAACCUUGAAGUACAGCUGCUCCCUACAGCCCUAUAGGCUGGGUAAUAGUACACCAUGCUGGCCGUGCAGGAUUUUCCUGGAAUGUGCAGAGCUGAGAUCCAAAAGGCCCUGCGGUGGACAAAUUUGGUUUUGAUGAUUCAUUGGUAACAAGAUCUGUCGGUGGGGUUUUAUCACCCCUUUGUGUUACUCCAAACUGUGUUACUCCAAACGCCAAACUCAAAAUAAAACAGCCUCAACACUGAGGACGCUGACAUGCAGGCAGAUAGAAAACAGCAACAGAUUGUAUUACCGCCUCAGGAUUGGUCAGUAAUGGUGUCUGUCAUCUCCCCUCUCUCCAGGCCUGCCAAUCAGCACUUAUGCCAAGUACUGCUACCGCAAGCUGCAGAAGGUCGCCGUGACUGGGGUCAAAAAGGUAAGAAGGUCAUCCUAAAGCACUAUUAAAAGGUCCAGGGAGGGGAGGUAAGGAUGUCAUACAAGGACAGAGGGAGUUGCUCCAUCUCACUGCUUGACUGGAUUGAGAUUUAAUUUCCAAACCUUCUGCUGCAGUUUUAUACUCUAAUGAUCUGAAAUGAUAUUGGGACUCCAACUCUCCCAGCAGACAAAGAGAAGUGGAACAUUUCUAUUGUUCUAAUGAGUCAGUGUUGCCCCUGAGGUUAGUGUCGGCCGUGAAGCGUGGCACUGACUGAAGCAUUCUGGGAGCUCUCACAUAUGUUAGCAAUCAUCGCACUGAGCCCUUAGGAGUCCUCAACAAAAUAGGCACUAAUCUGUAAACCCAAACUGAGGCGGGGGAGUUACGACAACCUUUUAGCCCCCCUCUGUCAUCCGCUCUCUCCCCAUCCACACUGGACACGUGGAGCUAAAGAGGGGGUUCAAAUCUGAGCUCGCACCCCCCAACCAACCCUCCAUCAGUGGAGCAACAGUCUCCCAACCUCCACCCUGUCCUCUGCUGUGUCCCACCCUGUAAUCAGCUUGCCCACAGCCAGCCCACUGCAGCCUUACUGCAGCCCCAGGCCAGGCACUUUUACUGGGGGCUAUAUUUAACCCGCUGAGCUGCUGAGAUGGAAUCUGGGCUUUAAACAUGGCUGGGUAUCUCCUUCUACUGUAUACAAGGGACCUAACCUACAGUUCAGCUGUGAUUACAGUAGGGAAGUUACAGAAGUGUGAGAGACUCCAAGUGGGCCUCAAGUAGCUUACCUAGAUAAUUGGCAAGGGACAGCAUUCAACCAGUUCUAAGCUUAAUCAAUAGACUUGUGGUUCUAGAGCUGUGCUUAGGGUCAGGUCCUGUCUUCAGAAGACUCUGUCUUUUUUCCUUCUCACAGGGUCUAAGGAAGCCCACCCUUGAGGAGUUAGACCAGGGGAGGAACGCCAUCGUGACCCCCUCCCUGUUCGGCAGUGCCCUGGAGGAGAUCAUGGAGCGUCAGAGCGAGCGGUUCCCUGAGCGCAGGCUCCCCUGGGUGCAGGUGCAGCUGUCCCAGUACGUCCUGGCCCUGGGAGGGGCCCAGACAGAGGGAAUCUUCAGGUGAGUAGUCACACAACCGCACCAGGCUGGGCUGCAGACAGAAGGGGUGGAAUGAUGGAGGGGGGGGGGCAAUGUUGGUGGAAACUGAUCAACUUAGGGUACCAGAAACGGUCUCUACAGAUGAGGAUCACUCUGAGGUAUGGGGUAAGUAAUGUUAUGGGGGUAAAGAAAGACAGGCGUGCAUCAGGAGAGUAAAUACAGUAUAGCCUAUGUGGCAGACAUGGGAUGCAGAAUAAGGGCCAGAUUCAAUCCGAUCACGUUUUGUCUGCUAUGCACGUUUUAAAGGCAAUCUUCCCGCAUUCAGGGUGACCGCAUUCACGGUAAACGCUGCAUAUGUCGGCUCAAUCGGAAAUUACCUUUAAAUGUCAAUCAAGCUACAUCGCAGAUCUUCCGUGGUCCGGCUUGAAUCUAGGCCUAAGACUGGGUCAGAGGCUUUGCUUCAUCAGUAAGUAGCAGUACAGCCGGGGCUGCUCCUGUUCUGAUUCUCCUGUCCCAGCCCAAGGCCAGCAGCAUUACGGGACAGCCUCAAGCCACGAUCACACCUACAGCGUAAUUGUGCAAAAUAGUACGCAGCAUCAUCUUGAUAUGUGUACAACAAAAGUUAAACAUUCACCUUCUACUACCAUUUCUGUCAAGCAGUCUACGCAUACAAUUUGAUGCAUACGUUCGAUAAAUCCAACAUAUGCAAUUUGUAAGUCGCUAAUUGAUAAGAGCGUCUGCUAAAUGACGAAAAUGUAAAAUGUAAAAAUAUGCGCCACACAGAACGCACUGCAACUGCCUCUGCAAUGCAAUGCUGCAAGGCAAACGCAGCGUUCCAUUGGAAAUGAAUGUACUUCUGGUGUACCAAAACGCAAUGACGCUGUCGGUGUGAUCGAGGCGUCAGACUCCCAUUGGCCGGGAGGGGAGGAAGUUAACCUGAGAUCAGAAGAGAAAGCGCCUAUGUUAAACACUUAAACAAACACAGCAUCUCCUGAGGUGGUAUACUAACUUUGAUGACCAUCCAGAAAUAAUUAUUGACUUUCUAAACUUAGAUAUGUGUUUUUGGUUGUUGAGUCAAUGAGACCAUGCCCAUUUCAAGCUCAUCUUUCUAAUUUUAGAACAUAUAGGCCAGUUGAUCCUGCUUUGUAGUAUACCCCUCAGGUCCUAUGGGCUUUGUUAAACAAACACACCGUCUCGUUAACCUGGGGAGGUUAAUCAUUCACUGACUGGGCUGUGGAGAAGAGGAGAGGACUGCACCCCGUUCUCUCUGACUCAGACCCUCUCCUGGGGCAUCCAUAUAGACGUCUGGAGCUCUGACGCCCCCCCCCCCCCCCCCCCGUCUGGCUCAGACUGAGACUGGGUGGUCAUCCAGAGAGAUGGUAGUUCAAACAAACAUUAAUAUGUUUGACAUUACCAAAUUAUACAAAUUCAGACUAAAUCCCACUCACACAACAAAGAAUGAAAAUCCACCAAAUAAAGCUUUUGCCCUUGUCAUGCUUCAGAUAACAGCAUCCGAUAAUGAAAGAGAUUGUUUUAUGCCUGUGUAAUGUGAAUGUAAAUACAGUGGGUAUAGUUCCCCUUUCUCUGCCAUUCUGUUUGUAUUGGAGUACAUUUAGAGGCGUGUUUAAUCUGCACACUAUCUCUGUAUAAAUUCCUCUUUGGCUAAGUUCUCAUCACACACUGACAGAUUGUGGACUGUAUAUAGAACAAACAGGAGAUUGACGUGAAAAAGUAAUUAUUUUAAGCCAGUUCCCUUUUUGUAACAGUUCUCAUUUUGUCAGGCACAUCUCCCUUCUGUCGGGUGUGUGAUUAGAAAAUGUACAGGAAAUCUACCCUGGCAGUUUAUUUUAAAAACCAUGCUGUGGGAGGAUUGUCUUUAUUUUUGCUUUCUUAUUGAGCUUCAGGGUUGAUUUAUUUUUACUAGACAGGGGUCCCUGUGUCAGGGAUAUGACUGGUGUUGUCCUUGUGGCUCUGUGAUUUUGCUUAGGUUUUUCUCCUUGGCACGAUCAGUCCCCUUGUAACAGAUACCUCCGGACGUGUAGCACUGCUAUGUAUGUCCCUGUCUGCGGACAUGAAAUUACUUUCUCACUAAUUAUAUCUGAGUGAUAUUGUAUAACCAUGUCCAGCUGGGUUCACAUAUCCCUCAUGUGUGGACUAGACCCUGGCAAUGUCCUAAAGUCAUGCCGUGGUUGUCCCUGGGCUGCUUAACGGGGCUGCUGCACCACCUAGUGGGGCUAUGUCACACUCCAAGAACACUAUCAAUACUCUCAUACAAGUAUUUAGUCUCAUUGAAAUAGGAGAUAAAGUUAUUACUUCCAAGUCUCUAGCGGCUGUUGAAACUCUAUCUGCUGUGUGUCUCUUACCUUCAGGGUGCCUGGAGAUAUUGAUGAGGUGAAUGCACUGAAGCUGCAGGUGGAUCAGUGGAAUAUUCCAGAAAACCUUGGCGACCCCAACGUCCCAGGUAAGAAAAAAAUCCCUAUCAUUCCACAAAAAAAAAUGCUCUAUUCCUCCUCUUGGCUGAUGUCUUUCUUGAAUGGAGCAACUAUCUAUUGCCCUUUCUCUAAAACGUGUUGUAAAGGCUGGAAACACUACUGUAUAUUGUACAGGCUGCACACCAUUGUGUAUUGAAGGGAGUGUCUCUCUCUCCUCUAGCGUCUCUGCUGAAGCUGUGGUACAGGGAGCUGGAGGAGCCAGUCAUCCCGCAAAGUUUCUAUAAGCAGUGCAUCAGUAACUAUGAGGAUCCAGAGGCAGCGAUUAGCGUGGUGCAGUCUCUGCCUGAGCUCAGCAGGCUGGUGCUCUGCUACUUCAUACACUUCUUACAGGUAGCCCUCCUACAUAUAGGCCUCUCGUCUACCCUCGCUAACUCUCUCUCUCUUUACAGGUUUAUUUGUCACUUUGUCUGUUUUGUUGUUAUAACUACACUACCAGUCAAAAGUUUGGACACACCUACUCAUUCAAGGGUUUUUCUUUAUUUUUACUAUUUUUUACAUUGUAGAAUAAUAGUGAAGACAUCAAAACUAUGAAAUAACACAUAUGGAAUCAUGUAGUAACCAAAAAAGUGUUAAACAAAAGAAAAUAUAUUUUAGAUUUUAGAUUCUUCAAAGUCGCCACCCUUUGCCUUGAUGACAGCUUUGCACACUCUUGGCAUUCGCUCAACCAGCUUCACCUGGAAUGCUUUUCCAACAGUCUUGAAGCAGUUCCCACAUAUGCUGAGCACUUGUUGGCUGCUUUUCCUUCACUCUGCGGUCUAACUAAUCCCAAACCAUCUCAAUUGGGUUGAGGUCGGGUGAUUGUGGAGGCCAGGUCAUCUGAUGCAGCACUCCAUCACUCUCCUGCUUGGUCAAAUAGCCCUUACACAGCCUGGAGGUGUGUUGGGUCAUUGUCCUGUUGAAAAACAAAUGAUAGUCCCACUAAUCGCAAACCAGAUGGGAUGGCGUGUCGCUGCAGAAUGCUGUGGUAGCCAUGCUGGUUAAGUGUGCCUUGAAUUCUAAAUCAAUCACAGACAGUGUCACCAGCAAAGCACCUCUACACCUCCUCCUCUAUGCUUUAAAGUGGGAAAUACACAUGCGGAGAUCAUCCGUUCACCACACCUCGUCUCACAAAGACACAGUGGUUGGAACCAAAAAUCUCAAAUUUGGACAAAUUUCCACCGGUCUAAUGUCCAUUGCUUGUGUUUCUUGGCCCAAGCAGGUCUCUUCUUCUUAUUGCUGUCCUUUAAUAGUGGUUUCUUUGCAGCAAUUCGUCCAUGAAGGCUUGAUUCACACAGUCCCCUCUGAACAGUUGAUGUUGAGAUGUGUCUGUUACUUGAACUCUGUGAAGCAUUUAUUUGGGCUGCAAUUUCUGAGGCUGGUAACUCUAAUUAACAUCCUCUGCAGCAGAGGUAACUCUGGGUCUUCCAUUCCUGUCGCGGUCCUCAUGAGAGCCAGUUUCAUCAUAGCGCUUGAUGGUUUUUGCGACUGCACUUGAAGAAACUUUCAAAGUUCUUGAAAGUGUCCAUAUUGACAGACCUUCAUGUCUUAAAGUAAAGAUGGACUGUCGUUUCUCUUUGCUUAUUUGAGCUGUUCUUGCCAUAAUAUGGACUUGGUCUUUUUCCAAAUAGGGCUAUCUUCUGUAUACCCCCCCCUAACUUGUCACAACACAACUGAUUGGUUCAAACGCAUUAAGAAGGAAAGAAAUUCCACAAAUUAACUUUUAACAAGGCACACCUGUUAAUUGAAAUGCAUUCCAGGUGGCUACCUCAUGAAGCUGGUUGAGAGAAUGCCAAGAGUGUGCAAAGCUGUCAUCAAGGCAAAGGGUGGCUAUUUGAAGAAUCUUGUUUAACACGCUUUUGGUUACUACAUGAUUCCAUAUGUGUUAUUUCAUCGUUUUGAUGUCUUCACAAUGUAGAAAAUAGUAAAAAAUAAAGAAAAACCCUGGAAUGAGUAGGUGUGUCUAAACUUUUGACUGGUACUGUACAUAAUAACUACAGGUUUAUUAAUAUAAACACAAUUAACAAACACCACAUAAAUGUCGCUGAGCUUCACUUUUGCCCUAAACUCAUCCCCUCGCUCUCCUGCAGGUGUUUGCCCAGCCCGUCAAUGUGAGUAAGACCAAGAUGGACGUGAACAACCUAGCCAUGGUGAUGGCUCCCAACUGUCUCCGCUGCCAGUCGGAUGACCCACGCAUCAUCUUUGAGAACACACGGAAAGAGAUGUCCUUCUUACGCAUGCUCAUUGUUCACCUGGACACCAGCUUCGUCAAGGGCAUCAUCUGA